Parasteatoda tepidariorum (common house spider) is the source of this 1618-nucleotide messenger RNA. RefSeq names its product DNA excision repair protein ERCC-8. Gene Ontology annotation, molecular function: protein binding. Gene Ontology annotation, cellular component: nucleotide-excision repair complex; Cul4A-RING E3 ubiquitin ligase complex. NCBI's taxonomy places the organism in Eukaryota, Metazoa, Arthropoda, Arachnida, Araneae, Theridiidae. The record is from RefSeq and is a predicted model, not a curated record. Gene Ontology annotation, biological process: proteasome-mediated ubiquitin-dependent protein catabolic process; transcription-coupled nucleotide-excision repair; protein polyubiquitination.
AACGUUCAUAAUAUUAAUUUUUAAAAACCGAUUAUUUCAUUUUUUUCAGUUUUUAUUUUUAAACGAUCUAUACUUCUAAUCGAAACUCUGCGAAACAUUUAGAACCUUUAAUCAGAAGAAAGAAUGUGGUGAACAGUUCAUUCUAUCCUGAAUGGGUUAUCGUCUUUUUGUUUACCUUUCUAUGUUUUGUUGUGAUGAAAUUACUCGAGUAGCUGGAUUUUGAACAAUCUAAAUGAUUGUCUAAGAGUUUUUACUAAGAAAAACAAUUACUUUUUUUGUAAUUUUAAGAAAUAACGCUUUAAAUUGAUACUACAUAUAAAACAUGCUGAAGUCUUUAGAGCAGUUGCAGUAUGGCAUGAUUAGUCCUAAAUCUUUUCAAGCUGCCUCUGCUAUGAACAGAAUAUUUGAUAUUGAACUUAGCACAAGUUCUAGGAUUGAAAGAUUUCACAAGGCUGGUGUGAAUUGUUUGGACAUCGACAAAAUAGAUGAACGAUAUUUACUUUCUGGUGGAAGCAAAGGUUCCCUUUGUAUACAUGAUCUGCAAAAUAGUACUGGAAAGUCAUCUUACAAAGCAAAGGUUGUGUGUCAGAAAAUGAGUGCCCAUAAAUUCAGUAUUACUACAGUGCAGUGGUUUCCAUUUGAUACAGGAAUUUUUGUCACUAGUGGCAUGGACAACAAAUUAAAAAUUUGGGAUACAAAUUCCAUGAGGCCUGCAGACAUAAUAUCUUUUGACUUUAAAGCUAGUUGUCAUGAUAUGUCACCUGUUUCUACGCAGCAUUCCUUAAUUGCUGUUGCUCUUGGGUACCCACAUGUUGUUCUGAUUGAUCCUAAAACGGGUUCUCGUUGCCAUGAGCUACGUGCGCACAAAAAUGCAGUUACGUGUACCAGGUGGUCCCCGACUUGUGAAUAUCUUCUCGCAAGUGGUGGCAUUGACAAUAAAAUAUUUUUGUGGGACAUCAGAUCAGCAAAAGGUUAUCUUCAGACUCUGGACCAACACAACGGUUUACAACACGGAAGCAAAAAGGACUUAAAAACUGCCCACAAUGGAGCAAUAACUUGUUUGAAGUUUACAAACGACGGUCUUUACUUAGUGUCUUACGGAACUGAUAGCCGAAUCAGGCUUUGGGAUGUUGCCAUGUGCAGAAACACUCUGGUCAAUUUCGGGAAACUGUUCGAUAACACGCUAAUGCAAUCGCGGUCUAUGGACUUGUGCAACGACUCCAAUCCUCCUAUCCUGUUUGUGCCUAACAGUAAAUCAAUCCAUGUCUAUGAUCUCUUUUCUGGCUGCAGAAUCAAAACUUUGAUCGGGCAUUUCCGUACGGUGACCAGUUGUGCUUUUAGAUCUGCGACGCACGAGCUUCUAAGUUCUGGGCAAGAUAUGAAUAUAUUGUUGUGGACUCCUGAUACAGCUAGAGAGGAAGAGGAAACAUUAUCUCUGAAAAACUCACAAAAUGAUGCAGAAGGUAGCCAAAUAGUAGAUUCUGAUAAUUGGUCUAGUGGGGAAGAUUAACUCUUUAUACAAAUCUUAUUUCCUUAUAAGUCAGCAUGAAACUCAAAGAGUGUUCCUAAAGUUAUAAUAGAUAAUGUAAAAUGCUGUAUUCAGGGUAUCUGCGCUCCU